Molecule: messenger RNA, 1224 nt
Organism: Microthlaspi erraticum
Lineage: Eukaryota; Viridiplantae; Streptophyta; Magnoliopsida; Brassicales; Brassicaceae
Source: the annotation of a GenBank genome assembly
AUGAGUGGGAGGGAGGCAAGUACGUACAGAGAUCUACAUUUUCCGGCUUGUAUCAUCGGAGGAUCUUUCGCCGCCGUCUCAAUCUGCCUCUCCGUUUUCUCCAUCGUCCAGCAUCUCCGUUUCUACACCAAUCCCUCUGAGCAAAAAUGGAUAGUUCCUGUUUUGUUUAUGGUCCCUGUUUACGCUACUGAAUCGAUCAUAUCCUUGACAAAUGCAAAAUUCUCUCUGCCUUGUGACAUUUUGAGAAACUGCUAUGAGGCUUUCGCUUUGUAUUCCUUUGGAAGUUACUUGGUCGCAUGUCUAGGUGGUGAAAGAAGAGUUGUUGAAUUGCUCGAAGAUGAAUCAACAGAACCAUUAUUAGAAGCAGAAGAAGCAAACGAGAUCAACAAGAAGAAGAAGAACAAGAAGAAGCAGAAGCAGAGUAAUCCAUUUUGGAAGUUCUUGUGUGAACCAUACGUCUUGGGACGAGAGCUCUUUGUGAUAGAGAAGUUCGGUCUUGUCCAGUAUAUGAUCCUCAAAACCUUUUGUGCAUUCUUGACAUUUUUGCUGGAGCUUCUUGGUGUCUACGGUGAUGGUGAAUUCAAAUGGUAUUACGGAUAUCCAUACAUAGUGGUGGUGCUAAACUUCAGCCAGAUGUGGGCCCUGUUUUGCCUUGUGCAGUUCUACAACGUGACUCACGAACGCCUCAAAGAAAUCAAACCCUUGGCCAAGUUCAUUAGCUUCAAGGCCAUCGUGUUCGCUACUUGGUGGCAAGGCUUCGGCAUCUCACUGCUCUGCUACUACCGCGUGCUUCCGAAAGAAGGAAGAUUCCAAAACGCCUUGCAAGAUUUCCUCAUCUGCAUAGAGAUGUCGAUUGCAGCCGUUGCUCAUCUCUUUGUUUUCCCUGCCGAGCCUUACCACUACAUUUCGGUGUCAGAGUGCGGUAAGAUCACAAGCGAGAAGAAGAAGACGGAAGUUAAAGUAGAAGAAGGUGGUGGUGUUGUUGAGAGGAAGGAGGAGACUCAGGUUGAAGCAUCAGGGACAAGCAUUAAGGAGAGCGUGCAAGAUAUAGUUAUCGACGGUGGCCAACACGUGGUGAAGGAUGUGGUUCUUACGAUAAACCAAGCGAUGGGGCCUGUGGAGAAAGGUGUGACCAAGAUUCAACAGAAGCUUUUGGAUUCUGAAGGUAAAGAAGAAGAAGAAACACAAGUGACCGUUGAGACUAAGGUGGAGAAAAAAGAUUAA